UGUGUGGGUUGUCUUUAUUUCUUAAAAUGUAUCGCAGCGAGUUGUUUGUUUCUUUUAUGCUUAUCCACGAGAAAACAUCUGAGCAUUUGUUUCUGAACAAAGCCAUCAUUUGCUUGUGAAUUCUCACUUUCAGCAACACAAAAACUUCAGUGCGUGAGAGUCCCUUCCCAGAGGGAGACGAGUGCAGUCACCUUGUUUCAGUAUUAACCUAGGGAUGUUGUAAGAGAAACUAUAGAGGUUAGGCAACAAAAACAAGAGCUCAGUACAACAUAUUGCACCCGGUUUCUGUCCUGGUGUUGAUUCAUUUCCGUGUAACUGUGGAGACUGUAGUGUAUAGUGAUGUUUGUGUUUACUGUGCAGUAAGUAGUGGCUGUUGUGAGGAUGCACAUGGAGUGAUUUAGGGACAGUCCUCACACCCUGACAGAUAUGUACUGAGAUUGAAAAGGUGUAUAUGUGUCAGUCAUAAUAGAGGACUCGUCUCCCAUUAGGGGACAAAAUGUAUGUCUCCGCAAAGUAAACCAUCAUGUUUUAGGGUUAAAAUUUGUUUGUUUUGUUUUUGGUAGGGCUACAGUGAGGUCAGGGUUGGGGCUAGAAAUGUAGAGAUACCUCUCAAAAACUCCAAAACUGACUUCAAUCCAAUACUAAAGCCAGAAUCCUAGAUAUCAAUAGAUGCCAAUGCUUUUUACUUAAAAACCAGCUAAUGUAGGGAGAACCAUGUGCCCUAAUCUGCCACAUAUUAGGCUUUUUCAUUAUGCUAUGAUUUCUUAAUAUAGCAUGUCUGUUAACAACAAAUAUUCAUGUUCCCAUAUUGUGAUCUAAUGUGACACUGUUGUUUAUAGUAUAGUGAAGCUAGUAUCAGACUUGGGUAUCAGCCAUAUUGAUCCACUCACCCAUAAUCCUCAAGAAAUCAGUUAAAGUUAAUGCAAUGUCCUCUUUGAUGUCAAAGAAAUGUUUGAGACGUGAGAAAACCCGAUCUGAAGUGGGGACAUUUUGCCACUAAGGGAUUAAGGAUUUGGCUCAGGGUUAAGAGUAGAAAUGGGAUUAGAAAUCAGAGUGAGGUUUGGAGGGCAAUCAGUGAAUGUCCUCACAAGUACAAUAUUACAAAUGUGUGUGUAGAUAGUUUCAUCAGGUGCUGUAAUUCUGUUCUCUCUCACUCGGUCUGUCUCUUUCUCUCUCGCUCGCUCACAGACACAAGCACUAAUUACAGACAUGAAUCUCUGCGCUACUUCAAAUUAAAGCAGCCCUCUCCCCUCCUGGGAGAGAGGGCGACAGACAGAGAGACAGUUGUAACACACCACUAGUGACGUAUGUGAGGAGCAAAGUGCAUUUUGAUCAUAUUUAUUGUUGGUGAAACUUUCACACUGUGCUAAAAGAAAGGAACAAGAGGUUUAUAGAGGCUGUGAAUUGGCCACCAAAGAUAUGAAAAAUGCCAUUGUCUUGGAUCAGCAAUGCAGGAAUGUCCUGCCAUCUGAUCACUUACACAAUAUUACAGAGACAAGCCAAUGUGAGCUCAGCUGUCAUCCAGCUCUGUCAUUUUGACUUGGCCAUCCCAGUACUGCUCAGAACGUCCUCUCCAACCGGUGUUCAGAGAGAGAGUUCUGUCUGCACACCAUCAUCAGUUUUCUUGUGUGUUGGUGUAUUCUGAUGGAUCAGUAUGUCUACCACUAAUAAUAUUGCCCAGGCCAGGAAACUGGUGGAACAGCUGAGGAUUGAAGCAGGGAUUGAACGCAUUAAGGUGUCUAAAACAGCAGCAGACCUGAUGAGUUACUGUGAGCAGCACGCUCGUAGCGACCCUCUGCUGGUCGGGGUCCCCACCUCUGAAAACCCUUUCAAGGACAAGAAACCCUGCAUCAUCCUAUAGUUGUACUCCACUCCUCCUGCCCUCACACACAUAAACACACACUUACACACACAGAGACACAUGCAAAGAUAAAUGUAAACAUUUAGUACUUAAAUUGAUCCCCCUUGAUCGCCUUCCCAGACACACAUGCAAAUGCACAACUUUAAGCAGCCCUGUCCAAUCCUACAGGGCUACAUCUAGUAUCCACGUACAUAAACAUAGAAACACACACUCCCAAAAUAGCCACUCUGGAGAAGUGCCAUACCCUGGAGCCACAACUAGGGGGCAGGUAUGACAUGCUCACAGUGGCACAGUAUAUCACUGAGUAUGAUCCAAGGUGCUUUGGUAAUAUUCAUAUAUGCUGGUAAAUUAAUAAGUGUCAGCUUAACUUGAAAAGGGAUUUGGACAUUAAUAAUCAGUAGGAAUCGUUUUCCUUUUUUGGUCAUGAAAUGAGGGGUUGGGUAAAGGAUGGACAGCCGUGCCAUGGGCAGGGAGUGGGAGGACGCAUGUGGGCAAAAGAACUGGGCAGAAGGCGCUAUUGCCAGCCGUGCCAAACACGACCUGGUGUCCUGUUUAAAGCUCAAUAAAUGCUUUUUUUUUGUGGGAGUUAAAAAGGUCUGAGAGCUUUGUCCUCAAACCUGCUUGUGCUAAAUCAUGGCAGGUCAUUUUGGAACAAGUGGGUAGAGCCUUUGCCUUUAUCGGGUUAUAGCAUGUUCCCACCCUAACCUGUAUCAAAAGACCUUCUCUGCCUGUGGCCUCACUAUGGCGUCUGCAGCCUUUGGCCAAACCUCCAGCUGUGCCAACCUGUACAGAAAAUCUUCUCUAGAUGCUGAUCUGCUGUCACUGAUUCCACGGCAGUUUAUUGUGGCUGCUGUUGCUUGAAAUCAAUGUCUGAGCU
Molecule: messenger RNA, 2738 nt
Organism: Monopterus albus (swamp eel)
Lineage: Eukaryota; Metazoa; Chordata; Actinopteri; Synbranchiformes; Synbranchidae
Gene: gng7
Product: guanine nucleotide binding protein (G protein), gamma 7
Exons: 4
Coding region: 1655-1861 (68 amino acids)
Biological process (GO): G protein-coupled receptor signaling pathway
Cellular component (GO): heterotrimeric G-protein complex
Molecular function (GO): G-protein beta-subunit binding
Source: RefSeq, a predicted model, not a curated record